Messenger RNA from Symbiodinium pilosum, 1053 nucleotides. NCBI's taxonomy places the organism in Eukaryota, Dinophyceae, Suessiales, Symbiodiniaceae. The record is from the annotation of a GenBank genome assembly.
AUGGCCGAAAACCUUGAUGAUGAAUCGUUUACGUACCCCUGGAGUGUGAAGGAGCGGGCCACAGCCUUCAGCAACUUCAUGGCAGCCUCCAUGGUGCUGGUCUGCACAGUGCUGCCUUUGGGCUUCAUUCUGCCCACCUCCUUGCUGCUCUGGGUGUCGCUGUCCGCUGGCUUCGUGAAGCUGAUCUACCUCUUCUGCGUCUUCCCUGAAAGCGUGAAGCGACGGAGGGAUGAGGAUGACGAGGACAAGCCACUUUUGCUGAAAGGUGGUUCCUUCAAUCCGAUCGCCUCUGCGUGGUCAGCCCUCGCCCUUCUGAAUAGCAAUGCGUUCAUUUCCCGGCUUGCUUUGGUCCUCGUCUGUGCUGCGCUAGCAGCAUCCGGCUACGCCAUUCUGAUGCCUCCGUUCAUGAUGGGAUACCUGGGCUUCACCCGCAGCGAAAAGCUGAUCCUGGUUUGCUCAGCAGCGCUUUCCGCCCUAAUCGCCUUCACCUGCCUGCUGGGACCAGCCGUGAAAGUAUUUGGGCAAGUUCGCGUUCUUCAGCUUUGUCUGGCUGCCUCCGUGGUGGUUCCGUUUUUCGUGGCCUUCAGUCAGGAGCAGUGGCAGCUAGCCCUGAUCACAUUUCUCUUCGUCGGCCCGAUCGGUUUGGCCGUGCCUUUGGUACAAGCACUGAAGAGCAUGCUGGUUUCCCCGGUGGAGCAGGGCUUGAUCCAGGGUGCUGUGGCCUCCAUGACAAAGGGUGCGGCCACUGCCGGAUUCCUGCUUUUCAGUGUUGUCUUUGGGCUCACCAGCCAUGGCGGCAAGGUUGACUCCGUCGCAGGGGUCCUUCCUUCGUUUGCACUCAUUGCAUGCCUCUUUGCCGCGGCUGCUUUUUUGGCCAGCACACUGCCGACGACGCCUCCGCCUCCACAUCAAGAACAGAAGUUGUUGCAGUCCGACAGCGGUCCCUCGGGUGGUGGAAAUGAUGUUCUUCUUUUUGUUGGGCUUGAUAUCUACUGCGACAAGUGCUGCUGUGUUGCUUCUACUCUCGCACUCCAGAACCGAAUACUUCUGUAA